AUGGAGUUUAUCUCUGACGACUACCCUCAUAAUUCUUACCUGCAUCACAGGAAUGUACUUAAUCCUUACGAUUCCCCUUACGCCCAUCCAGAUUACCUGGGUGGAGACGACGAUUUCGGACAAGAUGAUGAACCCUUCUGCCCUGACGACGAAGAGAGUGGACAGAAGAGAGCAAUAAUGGACGAUGAUGAUAAUGAUGAUGAUGAUGACUACAUCACUUCUUCUGUUUACCAAACACGACACAAAGACAACGACGACGAGGAGGAUAUUUCUUCUCGUAACUCCAGGAAAUCUGACCAGCAAUGGGAAGAAUAUUCACGUGGAACAGGACAGAACCCACAGGUGAAAUCUAGCGAUGACUACAACCCGAAAACGGAUGGCAAAGGAACAAGCUGUACGACUUUGGAAGAGAAACUGACAUAUCAACUUGAACAGUUAAAAGCGGUUUUGUCCAAAAGAUUUAACAAGUUUUCAGAAUUUUGCAGCUGGAAUUGUUUCUUCAGUCUCUUGUUUGUAGUCGGGGUGCUUCUUGUUUUCCUUGACCAUUACGGAUCAUCUUACGUGAGGAUGAUGAACAUGCAAAAGUUUUUCUUUUUUGUGAUGGGGGUGUUGACCACUACCGUGGCUGUUGUUGUGGUCUGCGUGGUUGUCGCUUUUACAAGUUGUUAUGGGGACGGAUUUUGA
Molecule: messenger RNA, 684 nt
Organism: Acanthosepion pharaonis
Lineage: Eukaryota; Metazoa; Mollusca; Cephalopoda; Sepiida; Sepiidae
Source: the annotation of a GenBank genome assembly